Messenger RNA from Musa acuminata subsp. malaccensis (wild Malaysian banana), 1384 nucleotides. RefSeq names its product glycine-rich RNA-binding protein RZ1B. The record is from RefSeq and is a predicted model, not a curated record. Lineage: Eukaryota; Viridiplantae; Streptophyta; Magnoliopsida; Zingiberales; Musaceae. Gene Ontology annotation, cellular component: nucleus. Gene Ontology annotation, molecular function: RNA binding.
AAGUUCUUCGGCCGUUCUCUUGCCCCAGCUCACCGUCUCCUCCUCAGAGAAGCGAGUGGAGCACGCGAGAGGGGAAAGAGGAGGUAUCUGCUUCGGCGGGGGCAGCGAUGACGUUGGACGACGAGAAGUCAAUUUACGUUGGUGGGCUCCCCUACGAUUGCACUCAGGAGGACCUCCGCCGCGCUUUCGACCUCUACGGCGCCAUCGUCGACGUCAAGAUAAUAAAUGAUCGACAAGUUGGAGGAAAAUGCUAUGGGUUUGUUACAUUUAGAAACCCUAGGUCAGCUGUUGAUGCUAUUAUGGACAUGAAUGGCAGGAAAAUUGGAGGAAGAGUUGUAAGAGUAAAUGAAGUUCAUUCAAGGGGUGGAAGGCCAAACUUUCAUCGUGAAAAUUUCCAUCGAGAUUCUGAUAGGGAUGAUGAUUGGGAGAGGGGCAGGGAAAGAGAGAGGGAUCAUAUGCGGGACAGAUUUCGGUACCUAGAUAGAAAUGAUGAGCGGUCCCGAGAUCAUGAUAGACAAAGGGAAAGAGAAAUAGAUAUUGAGCGUGGACGUAACUUUGAUCGAGCAAGAUCACACCCUUUGGAUCAAGAUCGAGAUAGAGAAGGCGAUGACCAUGAGCAUCCAGGAGGCCAUGAUCGAGAUUGGGAAGGGGAUCGUGACAUGGACUGGGACCAUGAUAGAGAUGUGGACAAAACUAAAGAUCAUGAUGGAGGCAAAGACAUGGAUAAGGAGCAACAACUGAGACAAAAAAAUGGUGCUGAUUUCAAUGAGCAUCCAAGCAGAGAUUUAUCAUCAAAUUCUAGUGAUGAUUAUUACGGCCAGGUGAAAGAGAAGCUGGAGUUAUCCAUUCAAAGACGGGAGGAUCUUCAAAAGGAGCUUACUAUUGUUGGGGAGAAGAUCGAUGAGAAACAGCAUCUUAUUUCAGAUUUACAAAUGAAAUAUCAGAAACUAGAGGAUGCAUUGACGGCUGCGAAGAAGCUUACCUAUCAAAGGCAGUCGAUGCUGAUGAAGCUGCAUUCUUGCUUUGCUCGAGCUCAGGACUAUACUGAAAGGCUCAAAAGCUCUGAGCACGAACUCCAGUCUCUCGUUGAUGUGGCAAUGUCCGAUGUUGGUAUGGGUGAGGAUGCUGGUGGAAGAGAUGGAUCACUUUAUGCCAAUGGGCAGGUAUGACAAAUCCUGGGCAUCUGUAUCAUUGUUGUCCAUUUAGAGGAGUAACUUCUUCGUGAACUGGCGCAUAAUACGCCAGUCCGUUAGAUCUUUAGACCAAUCUUUUUCCUGGCAGUCUAUUGCAACCAGAUAAACUUUUUUUCUUGAAACUUUCACAAAAAGAUGGCCUGUUAUUCUCUUGUUACAUCAAAACUCAGAUGCAUGAAAUCGCCUACUCG